Lachancea mirantina is the source of this 1644-nucleotide messenger RNA. Lineage: Eukaryota; Fungi; Ascomycota; Saccharomycetes; Saccharomycetales; Saccharomycetaceae. The record is from the annotation of a GenBank genome assembly.
AUGUCCGGCGCGGAGAACGGCCCUAGUGCUGUCGUCGACACGUGUGACAAGCGUAGCCGCGAUGAAAGUGAUGUUACCGGGCAAGUCACUUUGACUCCACCGCAUUCGACAGCGCGAAUGCCGUUUUUGGACCGCAAUAAGAACAAAAGAGCACAUCCGUUGUCUCCGGAACUUUCGUCGCCCACGCGACCUACGAAAGCGCGAAAAUCGAAAUCUGAUCCGCCAUUAAUCACGACAAGAUCCUCAAGCUCGCAAACGUUAGAAGAGCAGAUCGAAGCCUUUAGCGACGAGGUCAAAAUGAGGGCACUGCAAGAUCGUUCCAAAAAGCCACCUUUCUCCUACGCCAUGCUCAUCGGGUUUGCCAUCUUGCAAUCGCCUGAGUCGCAACUUACGCUUUCGCAGAUUUAUCACUGGAUUACAAGCCGGUUCCCCUUUUAUCGGCCGAGCGAUGCUGGUUGGCAGAAUAGCAUUCGUCACAAUUUGUCUUUGAACGAGGCCUUUGUGAAAGGUGGCAAGUCAAACGACGGGAAGGGUCAUUUUUGGCAAGUCAAAGCCGGCUGCGAGGCUAAAUUUUUUAAAGGGUCGCACUCCAGUGCUGAAAUCCGCGAAAAAUUGCAGAAAAUAUCUGCCAAAAUCGGCAUCUCAGAUGCAUCGUCAUGGGGCAAAGUUGACAGGCCAAAGACUAACUUGGAAGGUUCUGCAGACGCUGAAUCGCGCCGGGCAAGUCGUGAUGAGCUAUCCGACUACAGGGGCCCGCUAAACUUGGCUUCUUCUCCACAAGCCACAGAGGAGCCCGCGUCUCCGUUUGGAACGGGAGAAGACGACGACCAUGAAGUGGAAAGAGACGCGUUUAUCGACGAAAUGCCGGGCCACCUGAGUUCACAACUCCCGCUUACUUCAAAAUCGGGGUUUGAAACAACAUUUGAUCAUCCUUUCUUCUUGAAGAAACCUGGCACGACCCAUGGUAAUUCGGAUUUUGCUAAGGACGAAAGCGGGCUUUUUCACGGAAUGUCCGCUGGCAUUGCUUCACCUCGCGACUGUCAACGGUACAGUUGUUCUUUCAAUACCAGUUUUGAAGCCUCUCCUAUUGCAAAAGAGGUAAUAACAGGUCCCUUAUACGAGAGGCUCAAUUCACCAUCUGCACCGACGCAUCCUGAAAGCGACCUUCUCAAAACACCCAAGCUUACGUUUACUUUCGGCGUGCAGAAAAGUCCGAUUGGCUUGGCCUCGACUCCCAGGGACGGGAAUUCUGCUUUCAAAUGGAAAACGCCCUCGUUGAUCGACGAUUUUUGUCGAUCGCCCGUGUUUCUGAAACCAAGUGGCACACCUCUUCUUCAUCUAGAUGAUGCCAGAAUAAGCCAAGUUUCUUUUGAUAGGGAAGAAAAUCCCUUAACACGCAAAUCUGGAACAGCUACCUGCACGACGACAGCCGCCUCAAAGGGAACUCAUAGAGCAUUUGAAAGUAUAAGAUACUCGUCAAGCGGUCUCUUCGGCGUCGACGUUUGCUCUGUACUUCGCAGAGCCGCUGAAAGCUGUACUGAUCAUCCACAACCACAAGCGGCUAAAGAAAUGAAGUUGGGUGUGCCUUUUGAAGGUCGAAAUCGAUCACAAGCGGAGUUUAACAGGGACAAGAAGGUUUUGUAA